Chlamydomonas reinhardtii is the source of this 2035-nucleotide messenger RNA. RefSeq lists its product as uncharacterized. Lineage: Eukaryota; Viridiplantae; Chlorophyta; Chlorophyceae; Chlamydomonadales; Chlamydomonadaceae. The record is from RefSeq and is a predicted model, not a curated record. Bases 294 to 1889 code for a protein of 531 amino acids. Gene Ontology annotation, cellular component: centrosome. The transcript has 9 exons.
CCUUUGGCCUUACACACAGAAAAGCUCUGAACAGGCGCCACGGAGCGACAGCUCAUGAAGUUGGACCAGUUUCCGAAUUGUUAGACUGCCCUACCCGGCCCUGCUGGAGCAUUUAUAGAGGCGCCAGCAUGUCCAACAACCCGUAUUUAGCGUAUGACUUCCUUCGCCGGACAGAUGGAGCUGCUCCUGUGCACCCGCUGGUCUCAGCCACCACGCGGACACCUGCGAACGCUGUGCUCACCACCGCCCCUGCAGCCCCGGCGCAGCAACCCGAGCCGGCCUCGCAGCCUACCAUGUCGCUAUCCCUUGGCGGCGGCAGCAGCAUAGACAUCCUGGUGCCGGCAGCAGCUUCCGCCCCGGGGCAAGCCCCGCAGCAAGACGGCUCCGCGCCCGUCACGCUGGCGCCGGCGCAGCCCAGCUAUGCCUUCUCCACGUUCUCCGCAGCGGGCGGCGCCGCGCCCGCGCCCGCGCAACACGCGGUGGAGAUUACCAUCACCUCACAACAGGACCCGGAGCCGGACGUGGCGCUUGCGGCCUCGCACCUGGAGGGCCUGACGGUGCAGCAGAUGCUGGACCUGGAUGUGGACUCGCUGGCGGUCAAGAUCGACAAGCAUCAUUGCGCCACCAAGAAGGCGGUGCUAGAUCAUUUCAUGGAGACCAAGGCGCGGCUGAUGCAGGCGCAGAACGACGCCGUGGAGGAGGAGCGGCGCCGCGGCGCGGCGCGGCUGGCGAUCAAGGAUGAGGAGAUCAACCUGCUCAAGGGCGAGCUGGAGGCCAUGAAGGGCAAGGCGGAGCGGCUGUGGGACAUCCUCAACAAGGCCUGCACGAUGUACGGCCAGGUCAAGGUGGACCUCUCCAACACCAAGCACCUGUCGCAGCUGUUCUACGCCUGGCGGGAGCAGGCGCUCAUCCUGGCGCGGCGCAAGCGGCUGGCGGAGAAGGCGGAGCACUGGUGCACCGAGGUGCACCUCAAGCGCAACGUGUUCCGCGGCUGGUUCCGUGUGGCCAUGCGCGAGCACCGCGUCACCGUCAACAACCGCUACAUCCAGGAGGUGGAGAAGGCCAAGCGCCUCAUCCACGAGCACUACCAGGGCCAGAUUGCCGACCUGCAGCGUAUGCUGGCGGACGCGCACGCGCAGCUGGAGCGCGAGGCGGAGGCGCGCAACCGGCUGGAGGACAACAUGAAGCGAGCCUUCAUGCGCGGUGUGUGCGCGCUCAACAUCGAGGCGAUGAACGUGAUGAAGCGCGGCGCGCCGCCCGGCGGCGCCAACCCCUUCCCCAUCAACUUGCCACCCGUGGAGCCUGUCGGUGGGCCGGCGGCGGCCGCUCCGCCGCCCGCUGGGUCGGGCUCCGUGCCCCUGGCUGAGACCAUGAACCUGGACCUGCGCGGCUCCAUCACCCUGUCGCCCUCGCGCCUGCCCGCCGGCACGGCCAGCGCCGGCGCCGGCGCGGGGCCCCAGCCCGCGGCGUCAGCGCCCGUCGGCACCCACCCCACAAGCAUCACCGGCGCGGUGAGGCUGGCCGGCAACAUGGUCCUGCCCACCGCCAUGCCGGGCUAUGCCGCCGGCGGCGCGGCCUCCGUCACCAGCCGCCCGCCCAGCAGCAGCGGCGCGGCGGGCGGCGCGGUUGGCAGCGGCGGCCACCCCCUGGUGGUGAAGGCGACGGGCAUGCCGGCGCCCGGCACUAUCCCCGCGGCGAACUCAGCGCCCACUGCCACGGUAGAUGCGGCGGCUCCAUCGCUGCACCAGACGGCGCAGGCGUUCUACCAGCGGCCACAGGUGCUGGUGACGCGCGGGCCCGGCGUCGCUGGAGCCGGCGGCGCGGCGGCGGGCGCGGAGGCUCCGCGCCCACGGGCCGGGGCGCCGCUGCCCACCGUCCGCAUGAUCUAGUGGCGGUGUGUGCUGAGUGACGGUGUAACUGACUGCUGGCGACAUUGACAUCUUUUCGCAUGGACAACACUGACGCUACGUGAGUGGAUAUAGAUAUGACGUGGAUAAGGGUCAUGUGGAAUGGGACGAUGGGAAGGGAAAUUGCA